AUGUCUGAUGAUUUACGCCCGUAUCAAUUGGACCGGCCGGCCAACCAAACAGGUCGGCCUCAGCCUCUCGGCCCUGGCGACUCACCCGCCGUGUCUCCCACAAAUGGUACAAAACCAGCGGGGUCCAAGCGCAAUUUAAUACCCGCGACAGAGAGAUCAUUUUUGACCGUGUCAAACACAAUUGGAGCGAGCGCCUCUUCCAACAUGACCUUUGAUGUCCAGAGACAGACCAUAGCAUACACUGCCGGUACAGGCGCAGUUCUGGGUCACUACAGCACGUCUUUGGGUCUCAAACAACGGUACUUUUGUUUGAGGAACACAGAUCAGCUCAAUGCGUCUUUUGAAGCGUUCCAAAUCACAGCUACGCGAGACAGCUACGGGUUUUCAUCACAGACACAGUAUUUGGGAGCGUCGGAAGAAUCUCCGGUGGAUGCUUCGCCUCCUAAAAUGCCUUCUCCUGUGAAAGAACGCGCCAAGAGUGCUACUGCUGUGGCUAUCAGACCAGAUGGGCGCCUAUUGGCAUUGGGAGAAACCGGGCACAGUCCCAAGAUUUCGAUUUUCAGCACAGCACCGGAUUCUGAUUCCAGUUGUCCGGUUGCAGUGAUCACUCAGCACUCUUUUGGAGUACGGUUCCUGCGAUGGUCCCCUUGCGGGACAUUUCUGGCCUCUUUGGGAACCCUAAAUGACGGUUAUCUUCACAUUUGGCAUGUCCAGGACAAGGGUGUACGUCUACAUUCGUCCAACAAAUGCAUAUCCCAGGUGGAAGACAUGCGGUGGCUCUCGGACAAGAUUCUUAUCACUGUUGGAGAUCACCAUGUCCGGGUAUGGAAGGUAGAGGAUAAGGAAGGAGGGCUUCAGAACAUUCAGGUUCUGUCGGGCCGAAAUCCUGUGAUGGGAUUGGUCAACAAUGUCACCUGCACCUCCGUAUGUCCCAUUAAUCAGCUCGAGGCUGUCAUUGGAAGUAAGGAGGGGCUAGUGGCAGUCUUGAAUGUAUCUGAAGAGACUCCCAAGCUUACUAUCCGUUGGCAGAGGCUAUCUCCCGUUUCUGCUGUGUGUAUGAACUCAGAUGGUGAGAUAUGUAUGGCAUUUGGAGGUAAGAUUGCAGUGGUUUCUCUCGAUGAGGUGCUCCAAGAAGAAGGGGAGGACUUUGGGCCUAUUGGAACCGAAGUUCAGCAAUCGCCCAUUGUUUCCCUGGCCGAGUUUGGGUCUCGUUUGGUCUGUCUUGAUUCCAAUCGAGAUAUUUCGCUGAUUCAGGACAUGAAGUCGCAAAGCAUUGUGCAGGGUCAGCAAGGAAUCAUCAAGGGCUUGACUCUAGGCAUGUCACAGGUCUUUUGGACUGCUGAUAGGGUCACCUGUGAUGACACAAGCAUUAAACCUGAGCUUGGAAAGUUGAACGAUGAAUCGGACAACGAAAUCUCGCAUGCUCUGAGUCUUGGGUCAGACGUGGCUAUCGGCGAUAGAAGCGGAAGACUUAGUCUUUAUAACGAAGGUUCUUGCAAGUUCUCCACACAAGCGCACCAGGCAGAUAUCACUGGUAUGGCGUUUCAUGACGGAACUUUGUUUACUUGUUCGCGAGAUCGUACAGUGCAGGUCUUCUUGGUAUCGCAUUCAUCCAUGGAACUCCAGCAAACGAUUGUGGGUCAUACCGCGAAUAUUCUGAAGCUCGUUGUGGCGGAUCAGCGGCUGUAUUCGUGCUCUGCAGAUCGCUCUAUCGGCGUCCAUGCUCUCACUGGUGGCGUUUGGGCCCCCCUCAAGUCCAUCAGUCUCAAGAGCUCGCCUCUAGAUGUCAUUCUUGUCGACAACGAGCUGAUUGUCAUCUGUUCUGAUAAGCAGGUGUAUGUUUAUCGAACGGACAAGUGUGAGUUGGUGCGUAACUACAAGUGCGCCAACUCUCGGGGCGACGGGCUGAGUGUGACUCGAAUCGUUUUGGGCAAGUUUCAGCACGGGGGAAUAAAGAAGGACAUUCUAGUAGGUGUGUGCACGGACAAGUCUCUUCGGUUGUUCGAUCAUGCUACAGGCGCUCUUCUAGCGUCCGAAUGGGGUCAUUCAGACGGCGUCUCGGGACUCAUUUUAAAACCCCAGAGUGCUGUGUCUGCCGAGGUUGUCACAUCUGGAGCGGAUGGGUGUUUGUUCGUGUGGAAGCUGUCUCCAUGGGUUGAGUCUGCUGUUGUAUCGGGCUCUGCUGCAUUAAGCACUUCUCCUGUGGCUCGAAAGGUCAUCCCCAAGCUUGAGCUGUCUUCCAUUGCGCGUGAGAACAACCUUGAUACACCCAACUCGCCGGUCCUCAGACCUUCACCACUGAGAAAAAGUGCAGUUGACAGCAACGGGUCCCCUAUGACCCGCACGGCAGGCAGACCUUCGUUCCGCAGCAAAGAGACUCCUUCACCUGUUCGAAAUGAGCGUCCGAUGUCCCCGGCCAGACCCAAGAGUCCCACCAGAGUCAGCAAUGUCGCUAUUAUGGGCGACAAAAGUCCUAGCAGGAUGGGCUCUUCUGGAAGUUCGAGAGGCAUCAGCAGUGGUAGUCCCAGGGCAGGAAACGUUUCUAUCGAUACCAUGAAGACUGACCUUUGCGUAAGACUGAAGAGGUUCCGAGGCGAGUUUGAUAGCAAGGACGACCGAGAGAAGGACUACAGUGCCCUUCAGGAAGAGCUCGAAGCUACAUUGGCCCUUUUGAGGGGCGGCACCGGCCUUCCAAAGGCAGAAACCAAUCUUCCGUCCGCAAGAUGCACAACCCCUGCUAUGGAUAUGGAGACGAUUGUUCGAGAGUUUGGUGACAAGAUUUACUCUUUGCUGGAGGACAAAAUGAAGGGCGGGGGUGAGUGA
Yarrowia lipolytica CLIB122 is the source of this 2823-nucleotide messenger RNA. RefSeq lists its product as uncharacterized. Gene Ontology annotation, molecular function: protein binding. NCBI's taxonomy places the organism in Eukaryota, Fungi, Ascomycota, Dipodascomycetes, Dipodascales. The record is from RefSeq and is a predicted model, not a curated record.